Monosiga brevicollis MX1 is the source of this 1266-nucleotide messenger RNA. RefSeq lists its product as uncharacterized. Lineage: Eukaryota; Choanoflagellata; Craspedida; Salpingoecidae. Gene Ontology annotation, molecular function: protein binding. The coding region runs from base 1 to 1266 and encodes 421 amino acids. The record is from RefSeq and is a predicted model, not a curated record. The transcript has 2 exons.
AUGGCGGUGGCGAGGCGGUCAGCCUUGCACCUGAGGACUAAACCGGGCCUCUUCUUCCCAUUCUAUCAUCGUCGCUUUCUCCUCCUUGUCCUCGUCCUUGCCAAUUUGUUGAUUAUGAAGACAGGCGGUGUCGGAUCGUCUUUCGAGAGUGGGGAUGAUGAGGUCAACUUGCUCGUCGACUCGGCAGGGAACCUGGUGCUCUCUGCUGGUUCGGAUAUCGAACUACACGAUGCACAUAUUGGCGCUAGACUUGUCAAGCUCGAUGCACAUAUGCCUCCACCCAAUCGCGUCACGAGUGACGCAGAGGAGCGCCUUGAGCUUACGGCCCCCAUUGCCGUCGCCGGUGUGGAUCUGGAGGCACUGCAGUCCCCUCAGUCCCGUGCAGGUGACCCACAACAACUCAAUGACACUCUGGCAGCCCUUCGACAAGCCUUGGGGAACGUCUUGCCAUGGGCAGUUGGCCCCAAGGUUCUUGUGCUUGGGGGUAUUGCGUCUGAUUAUUCCCAGGCCGUUGAUGUUCUUGACAGCGCGGGUACGGGCUGGAGGCGCGGGCUUGAUUUGCCUGCAAACUUGAGCGUUUACGACCAAACGUCGACCAUCUUGCACCAAGAACUGUAUGUAGUGGGUAUAGCAAGUUCCUCUGGGGAUUCGCGCAUGCUGGCAUUUACCGGCCGUGCGUGGGAGGAGCGACCUCGUGCCCCGCACAAGAGCGGAGGCUGUCUAACCGCUUUUCGCGGGCGCCUCUUUUACUUGGGAGGUGCUGACCUAAGCGCGUUCUUUUUCAACGGAACUCAUUGGAAUGUUGCGCCAUCGCCGUCGUUGGUGCAUCGACACGCGUGUGCCGUUGUGUUUCAAGAUCGCUUGUAUCUGCUGGGCGGCGAAGAUGCCACAUCGCGUACCAACGCCGUGGAGGUGCUUGAUGAUCAAGGGUGGGAAAUCGCCCCACCUAUGCUGACCCCACGAUCGGCUUUUGCCGCAGUCGUGUAUCGCAGCCGCCUUUACGUCGUUGGUGGUUAUGGCCCUCCCUCAGUCCGUCUCGCGUUGGUCGAGUAUUUUGACGGGCGAUCGUGGACUGCUACGACCCCCUUGACGGUUGGUCGCUCCAACCUGGCCGUGGCUGUUUGGGCAGACACCUUGAUUGCCACCGGAGGCUUCAACAAUGGCCCUUUACGUUCUGUUGAAGUCUUCAACGGGACACAUUGGCGUGAAGGUCCUCCCCUACCCAUGGAGCGUUACUCGCACUCUGCCGUUGUCUUUGGCGUUUAA